This is a messenger RNA of Sitodiplosis mosellana (orange wheat blossom midge), 1470 nucleotides long. Its product is annotated as tigger transposable element-derived protein 6-like. The transcript is spliced from 2 exons. The record is from RefSeq and is a predicted model, not a curated record. Gene Ontology annotation, cellular component: nucleus. The coding region runs from base 1 to 1470 and encodes 489 amino acids. Gene Ontology annotation, molecular function: DNA binding. NCBI's taxonomy places the organism in Eukaryota, Metazoa, Arthropoda, Insecta, Diptera, Cecidomyiidae.
AUGGUUCGCAAUUAUAAGCGCAAAAAGCCACAACUUGAGAAAGAAAAGUUGAAAUUAGCUGUUCUUUCGGUGCUUCGAGACAAAAAAACGAUUCGGACGGCUGCAAAAGAGCAUGGUGUGAAUAGAACAACUCUGCAAAACUGGGUGAAGAAUAAAACUGAAGAGCAAGCUUCAAAAGGAGAGGUCACGACUGUGUCAAAAGGAUUCCAAACCGUGUUGAGUGCCGAAGCUGAAAGUGCACUGGCUCAGUACUUACUGAAAUGUAAUGAUUUGUAUUUUGGUUUGACCACGCGGCAGGUUCGUGCGCUUGCUUACGAUUAUGCGAAAAAAUUGGAUGUGCCAAUGCCAAUUCAAUGGAUUCGUAGUGAAAUGGCCGGAAUUGAAUGGAUUCGUACAUUUUUACGUCGACAAAGUCAACUUUCUGUUCGCAAACCCGAAGCUACAAGUUUGGCCAGAGCAACAGCAUUCAACCGAUACAAUGUUGGUGAGUUUUUUUCAAAACUCAAAGAGGUUUGCAACAAAUACCAAUUCCCACCUCAAAACAUCUACAACAUGGAUGAGACCGGUGUGACGACUGUGCAGGUUCCAGAUCGUGUUGUUUCGCGAAAAGGAAUGAAACAAGUUGGUCGAAUUGUGUCAGCAGAACGUGGCACAUUAGUAACUUUGGCAGUUGCAGUUUCAGCAACAGGCAAUACCAUUCCACCAUUCUUUGUGUUCCCACGUAAGAAAUUUAAGAACAAUUUCUUGAUUGGUGGCCCUGUUGGUUGUGGUGGAGCUGGCAAUCCAAGCGGCUGGAUGAAUGGACCACAAUUUUAUGAAUUCCUCGGAUUUUUCCAAGCACAUGCACAUGCAUCACUGGAGAAUCCAGUGCUUUUGAUAUUGGAUAAUCAUGAAUCACAUUUAUCCAUUAAGGGUUUGGAUUAUUGCAAGGAAAAUGGCAUCGUUGUUUUAUCAUUGCCACCGCACUGCUCGCACAAACUUCAGCCGUUAGAUCGCUCAGUAUUCGGACCAUUCAAAAAGGUCGUCAACACACAAUGCGACAAUUGGGUUACAAGCAAUCCUGGUACAACAAUGACUAUUUAUCAUGUGCCUGGCAUCGUCAAAGAUGCGCUUCCAUUGGCGUCAACACACAAAAAUGUGACUGCAGGUUUCGUGUGCACAGGAAUUUUUCCAUUGAACGAAAAUAUUUUCGAGGAACAUGAAUUUAUGCCGAGUAUGGUAACUGAUCGUGCACAACCUGCUGCCAUUGCUGGCCCAUCAACAUCCAUUGCUGGCCCAUCAGGAGUCGAACUUGGAGAUUUGGAUCAACUUUGCUGCAUAUGCUGUGACAAAUUGCUCAAAAAUCAGCGAUUCAAACUUUGUAUCGUGUGCCGUCGCAAGGCUCACGUGGCCUGUGUUCGCACCAGCGACAACAUUUUCACAUGCGUGAAUUGCUUCUCUGAACCAGAGACCGAUUCAGAAGAAGAAUGA